UUCCAAGAAACUAUGAUCCUACCUUACAUCCUUUUGAAGUCCCACGAGAAUAUGUAAGAGCUUUAAAUGCUACCAAAUUGGAACGAGUGUUUGCAAAACCAUUCCUUGCAUCCCUGGAUGGUCACCGUGAUGGAGUCAAUUGCCUGGCAAAGCACCCAAAGAGCCUGACGACUGUUCUUUCUGGAGCAUGUGAUGGAGAGGUUAAGAUUUGGAACCUGACUAAACGAAAAUGUGUUCGCACGAUACAAGCGCAUGAAGGUUUUGUACGAGGGAUAUGCACUCGCUUUUGUGGGACCUCGUUUUUUACUGUUGGUGAUGACAAAACUGUCAAGCAGUGGAAAAUGGAUGGACCAGGCUAUGGAGAAGAGGAGGAGCCACUACACACAAUUCUAGGAAAGACAGUGUACACUGGCAUUGAUCAUCACUGGAAAGACCCCGCCUUUGCCACGUGUGGACAGCAAGUAGACAUUUGGGAUGAACAAAGAACCAACCCUAUAUGCUCAAUGAACUGGGGCUUUGACAGUAUAAGCAGUGUGAAAUUUAACCCUAUUGAGACAUAUCUCUUGGGAAGCUGUGCUUCUGAUAGGAACAUAGUACUGUAUGACAUGCGGCAAGCAACUCCCCUGAAGAAGGUCGUCUUGGAUAUGAGAACAAACACAAUCUGUUGGAACCCUAUGGAAGCUUUCCAUUUUACCGCAGCCAAUGAGGACUAUAACUUGUAUACUUUCGAUAUGCGUGCACUGGACAUUCCUGUCAUGGUCCACAUGGAUCACGUAUCUGCGGUACUUGAUGUGGACUACUCUCCGACUGGCAAAGAAUUUGUGUCUGCUAGUUUCGAUAAAUCUAUUAGAAUCUUUCCUGUGGACAAAAGCCGAAGCAGGGAAGUCUACCAUACAAAACGGAUGCAGCAUGUUAUUUGUGUGAAAUGGACCUCUGACAGCAAGUACAUUAUGUGUGGGUCUGAUGAAAUGAACAUCCGUCUGUGGAAAGCCAAUGCAUCGGAGAAACUGGGUGUGCUUACAUCACGGGAAAAAGCAGCAAACGAUUAUAACCAGAAGUUAAAGGAAAAGUUUCAGUAUCACCCGCAUGUCAAACGGAUUGCUCGACAUCGGCAUCUCCCGAAAUCUAUCUACAGCCAGAUUCAGGAGCAGCGCGUCAUGAAGGAAGCUCGCCGCCGAAAGGAAAUGAAUCGUCGUAAACAUAGCAAGCCUGGAUCUGUGCCAAUUGUGUCAGAGAGGAAGAAGCACGUAGUGGCAGUUGUGAAAUAAUGUUUUGUCUUCCUACCAAGCUCGAUAUAUAAUUAUUUGCUGCUUGUGAUUGGAACUCUGUAAAUAAACGACCCGACUCUGGUUUCAUAGUAAACAUU
Molecule: messenger RNA, 1366 nt
Organism: Cricetulus griseus (Chinese hamster)
Lineage: Eukaryota; Metazoa; Chordata; Mammalia; Rodentia; Cricetidae
Source: RefSeq, a predicted model, not a curated record